UGCAGGCAUCUUUGAAGAGGUGUAAGUUAUCAUCAUUAAUACAAUUCUAUGAAACUUCUUUGGUGGAAAGAGAUAGGUCUGAAUUCUGAUUAAAGAUUAGUGAUCAUCACAACAAAUGCGAUUUAGACUUCUAUUAACAAGAAUUUUAAAAUUCAGUGACCGAUUUGAUCAUCUUCUUGCUAAUCUGUACAGCAUUUUCUUUGGUGGCAACUUUAAUCCUGUAUUUUUCAGUGUCAAUGUGGAUGUUGCUGGCAAAGCACAUUAUCGAAUGCAGUGUACUGACACAGUUGCCGAUGUUAACAGUAGCGGUUGCAGGAAACUUUUGGGUUGGAAAUAUAUUGAAGUGCCAAAGGAAGAAACCAUUUUCCUCAAAACCCGAACUUUCCUGCUGCAUUUGAACAUGCUCCUGAAGUGGAAUGGAACAAAUAUGCAAUGUGGAGAUUACAUAUGGACCGGUUGAAAAAUGCUUGAAUUGACCGCUAGGAAGACUUUCGCAAUGACUGCUGAUGGAGGACUCAUAUACAUGUACUAUCAAAUUCAUCCUUCUUUUAUUUUUGACUCUUAAAAUACGGAUUUGGUGUUUUCUCUGUUUCCUGCAAUACUCUAUACGGAGCAAGAGAGCAUAGAACUAUUAGUUGUUGUUGUUAGAACAAAAGGGAUUGUCUGGUGCAUGAUUUUUUUCCAUGGUUUAGUAUAAGCACCCAAUACUCAAUAAUGGGAGCUUUCUAUGCAUGUAUUACAAUUUCUAUCUUCUUAUGAUCUAUGAUGAAAAUAUG
Molecule: messenger RNA, 776 nt
Organism: Camellia sinensis
Lineage: Eukaryota; Viridiplantae; Streptophyta; Magnoliopsida; Ericales; Theaceae
Source: RefSeq, a predicted model, not a curated record